Molecule: messenger RNA, 2680 nt
Organism: Punica granatum (pomegranate)
Lineage: Eukaryota; Viridiplantae; Streptophyta; Magnoliopsida; Myrtales; Lythraceae
Source: RefSeq, a predicted model, not a curated record
CUUCAUCUUCCUCACUCUCUCUCUCUCUGCUGUCUUUUCUCUCUCUUCCAUGUGAAAGCAAAAUUCGCUUGAAAUCAAAUCAAAGCUCCAACAUUUUCCCAAGGCAAGAAAAAGCAAACACGACCCUUUUUCUCGCGAUCGUCCCGACCCCCCAUUCAUUAGCUCCCUCUCUCCCUCCAUCUCUGCAUUCCUCAGAUUCUAGUUGCAGAGCUAGAGAGAGAGAGAGAGAGAGAUCGAGAUCAAAACGUUUCGGAUUCUUGCUCAGUUCAGUAACUGAAGCUUUCCAUUGUUCGUCCCGAGUCCUUUUCCGAUUCUGGGCUUUGAUUUUUUUUUCCCUCUUCAAGGGCUUUUCUGGUCUGAUCCGAUUGAGAUUUCCCGAGUGGCCACUAGCUGUCAUUGCGUUAGCUAGUUAGCAAUGGCUACGCCGGCUCCCACCUCGCCGCCGACCAACACGACCGCCCCUCCCCCAGCGACCCCCGCUGCGCCUCCUCCCGCCACCCCAUCCACUCCGCCCCCCGCCGCGGCGCCUCCACCAACCGCCAUCCCAUCUCCUCCGCCUCCCUCGGCCACGCCGCCGUCCGCGACCCCAUCUCCCCCGGCUCCCUCCACUCCGUCGCCAUCCACCAAACCCUCUCCUCCGCCGCCCCCGUCCACUACCCGCAGCCCUCCCCCGCCUCCGUCGAGCUCCGGCACCCCGACUGUGAAGAGCCCCCCGCCACCUCCAUCGUCCUCGUCCUCCCCGCCGUCCAGCACCGUAUCGACAGGGCUUGUGGUGGGGCUCGCCAUCGGGGGGGUGGUUGUGCUGGUGGUCUUGAGCUUGCUGUGCAUCUGCUGUGCUCGGAAGAGGCGGAGGAGAGAUGACGAGGAGGGCUACUAUGUUCCACCACCUCCUCCUCCCCCUCAGGGACACAAAGUUGAUGAUCCCUACAACGGUGGUCCACCGCGCCACAGGCAAGAAACUACUCCCCCACCGCCGAAGCCGAGCCCUCCUCCUCCAGCAGCUGCUAACUGGGCGGCACCACAGCCUUCUCCACCGCAGCCGCCGCCCCCAAAACGUAGCCACAGCCCAUUGCCGCCGCCGCCUCCUCCUCCACCCUUCAUGAGCAGCAGCGGUGGAUCGGGCUCCAACUACUCGGGCUCCGAGGCCGUCUACCCUCCACCUUCGCCGGGCAUUGUUCUCGGCUUCUCCAAGAGCAGUUUCACAUACGAGGAGCUCUCCCUGGCUACCGAUGGGUUCUCGGAAGCCAACCUUCUUGGGCAGGGUGGUUUUGGUUAUGUGCACAGGGGGGUUCUCCCAAAUGGGAAGGAGAUUGCCGUGAAGCAGCUCAAGGUUGGGAGCGGGCAGGGAGAACGGGAGUUCCAGGCAGAAGUUGAGAUAAUUAGCAGAGUGCAUCACAAGCACCUUGUCUCUCUGGUGGGUUACUGCAUCGCUGGGUCUCAGCGGAUGCUCGUCUAUGAGUUCGUCCCAAACAAUACGUUGGAGUUCCAUUUGCACGGGAGAGGGCGACCAACCAUGGACUGGCCCACGAGACUGAAAAUUGCUCUGGGAUCUGCUAAAGGGCUAGCAUAUCUUCAUGAAGAUUGUCAUCCAAAGAUCAUUCAUCGUGAUAUCAAAGCAGCUAACAUACUUCUGGAUUUCAAGUUUGAGGCAAAGGUUGCAGAUUUUGGACUUGCUAAGUUCACUUCUGAUACCAAUACUCAUGUCUCCACCCGGGUUAUGGGUACUUUUGGGUAUCUUGCCCCAGAAUAUGCUUCUAGUGGGAAACUCACAGAAAAAUCAGAUGUUUUCUCGUUUGGGAUUAUGCUUUUGGAGCUGAUCACUGGACGUAGACCUGUGGACCCCACACAUACUUUCAUGGAUGAUAGUUUGGUCGACUGGGCAAGGCCCCAGCUCACUAGAGCUUUGGAAGAUGGGAACUUUGACUCUUUGGUUGACCCGAGGCUGCAGCGCGAUUACAACCACGGUGAGAUGGCACGAAUGAUUGCCUGUGCCGCUGCUUGCGUGCGUCACUCCGCACGACGGAGACCGAGAAUGAGCCAGAUUGUUCGGGCCCUGGAAGGCGAUGUCUCUUUAUCGGACCUCAAUGAGGGUAUCAGGCCGGGGCAGAGUGGCCUCUUCAGUUCCUAUGGGAGCUCGGACUACGACGCGAUCCAGUACAAUGAGGACCUCAAGAAGUUCCGGAAAGUUGCACUCGCAAGCACAGAGAAUUACGGUAGCAGCGAGUACAGUGAGCCUACGAGUGAGUACGGGAUCAUCGCUUCCGGGUCUAGUAGUGAGGGCCAGAGGACUCGGGAGAUGGAGAUGGGGAAGAUGAAGAGGAGCAGCCAAGGCUUCAGCUGAGGGUCCCCGGUUUAGGUACCAUCUUACUAUGGUCACUCUUGUAAAGUUUCUGCUUUUACGCCUGUUUGCGAUUCUUUCAAUACUCCCUGACUGGUUUUAUAGUUCUUGUUAUAAUGGUUGUUAAUACAAGAGCCAAUUCUUUCAUUUUUUUUUUCCUUUUUUCUUUGUGGCUUGUUGAAAUCUGUUGAUACGGCUUGUUUUUGGUUUUUGCGAUUCGGUUGGAAUUGUCUAAUAUCUUAAACACUACACUGACUAUUGUACGUUGGACCGAGGCCGUUAGACAGCAGCAUCUUCGAAUGCUACUAGUCAAUGGGAUUCCCGUCUCUCCCUUCUCAUUUA